GUUCUAUGGAAGCAGCACACACUUUAUACACACACACACACAGGAACACACACACACACACACACGGCAGAAGCAGUGGGAAGUUGGCAGCCACAGCUCUCCUUUCCAGUCUCCCUGGUGAUCGUUGAAAGCGGCAGCAACUUGUCCCAUGCAGGAGCCCACCAGCCCAUGUCACAUGACUUCAGACCAGAAUCCACUCUGCCCGGACAAUUUACAGGUGCCUUUCACGCUGGAGGCGCUGGACCCCGGGUACUACUACUACUACGAGCUGGCAGAACCUCUGCCUGACCUGCUGACCCCGUCCAGCAUCAACGGGAGCGGUGAGGACCCUCAGACAUCCUCAUCAGACAGCCCUAUCAGGCCUGGAUAUUCGGCAGGCCAGCCUACACCCACAGAUGCAAAGAAUGUAAAUCCACUAGAUGAAUCCACUGAUGACAUGCUGAAGCUGAUGGCGUCGCACAGGAGUGAAAGCACAUGUGUGGAGGAGAGGAAUGAAUGUGUGGAAGGUGAGAGAGUGAAGGUGUUGAAGGAGACAGAGAGUGUGGAGGAGGAGGUAGCAGUAAAGGAGGAUUGCGUGUGUGAGGAGGAGCAAAAGUUGGACUUGGGGGACCAGAGCAUGGCAGCAGCAGAGAGAGUCUUCAGUUCUACAGAGGAAACGCUGGUUGGCUGCCAGGAAGAAGAAAUGGAUCAGCGGACUGAUGGAGUUGAUUCUGACUCCAACCCCCUGGACUGUCUGCGUGAGUUUGGACACACAGAGCAGCACAUCCAGGGUGCACAGCCAGGCACUGAAGCUGAAUUAUACACCUCCAGCCAGAGUUCUGCAUCUCCAAAUAUUGACCUUAGCCUUAGCAUGCUGCAGGAAGAAAAGCCUGAAGAAAAGGUGAAGAUGGAGAAAGUCCUCCUGCAGAACGAGGCUGUCCCUGUCAGUGUCUGUGAAAGCCAAGUCAAGGUGGAUGAGGUUGGACUCAGCAGCACAGCAGAUAUGACUCUGACUGAGGUGUCAUCACUCUCCACCACCUCAGUCGUGAUAUCACAGCCGGUUGAGCUGACUGCCCUCUCCUGUCAUGAAAAUCUGAUACCUAACAUACCUAAAAUCACAUGUCAGCACUGUGAUUCCACCACAUGUGAUGGGUUAGACUUGAAUUCCAACGAUCCUGCAUUUGACAUGAGCAGUAUUAAGCCUCCAAGCCAAGAAAUAGAAACUCCAUGUGUCGGAUCUGAUAAAAGUGUCGCCACAUUCGGUGAUUGUGACAAACAACCUGAUAAUGCUAAUGUGAAACCUGACCAAAGUGAGGAGGUGCCUAUUGAAAAUGUCCCGUUUGUUGAGGAUGAGCUCCUCGGGGGAGGGGACAACAGCCUAACUCAUAGAGAGACACUCAAAGAACCAGAACUAGAAACUUGUAGUGUCAAGCGUCAUAUGAGAGUUGAUGUAUGUGCUGAGUCACCUGAAACAGGCCACCUCAUCUCUCACAUCAGCAGAGAGACAAGUGCCUGCAAUGAAAAACAUGAAUUAUGUUCUGAGCUCAAUGAGGACUGUGCAGUUGGCAGUCUGGACAUCCUGCUUCAGGGCCCUGAGCACCUUGAGAGCAAUAUGGAGGUUUCAAGUCACAGUCUCUUAAUCCAGCCUCACUGUGCUGAAGAUAAGGUCCCAGUGGCCUUUUCAUCACCUUCACUUCCCCUUUCCUCCUCCAUUUGCACAGCUAUCGAGGGUGCUGGUGAUGGCUGUUUGACUUCAGAGACUGGAGCUGAACAUAUUCAGAAUGGAUGCAGCCAAAUGCAAAUGACUGUAAGACCAUCAGAGAAAGCAUUAGAUGAGUUUCAGGAAGCAGAAGAGUCAACAGUUGCCCAGGAGACUCAGUUUGACCCUGCCUUCUCUAUGACAGAGCUUUGUCAUCAGCAUGAAUUUGAACAUGCUGUCGAACACACACACCACCCUCACCCAGCCUUCGAACUCCAAGAUUUAUCUGCCUCCUGUCACAGCUCGGACUCCCUGAAGCCUAACCUUGACCUCAGCCUGCAGCAUUAUGCUGUUGAAUAUCCUCAGCCGGAAGAUCCAUCAGAUGGAAUCCAUUUGGAGGAAAGUGACGAGAUGAAAAGGCACAUGUUACUUGAGGAAUGCCCCAAGACAAAUUACGUUAAUCUUUCAGAAACUCUCAAUGAUUUGAGUGUUGAGAUGCCACCUGAAAUUGGUGAGGUCCAGGGCGAUGCCAGUAUAUGUGACACAAAUAUGACACCUAUUGCCUUUGGUAGCCACGAUGAGGGAACCUCAGCUGUUGAAGAGGAGGGCCGGCCUGUGGUGGUAGUGGACCCGGGUCAGAUUGACGUUCAUGCUUCCACACCUUCCUAUGAGAUUCACUUGCAGGGUCAGGAGCCAUCAGCAGUAGCUGUGGAGGAGGGAGAGAGGGAAGGGGGGAUGAGGGAGAUGGUGUCUGAGCUGCUGGGAGAGGAUGCUGACUCAUCCCUCUGCUGCCUCUAUCCCAACCCCUGGAUAAAGCUGGGCCUGGACGUGGGACCAGGGGUCUGGGCCCAGGGGGCACCUGAGGCUGAACCCUUCCAGGAUAUGUGUGAAGCGGACAGCAGUGAAGAGCAGAUCCCCGCGUCUGUCUCAGAGCUCCAGCCCUCCAUGGCUCUCCUGGGAGCGUACCCAUACAGCACUCUGACACCUCAGGGAUCCUGUGUAUGGGAGUGGCACACCGAAUACACUCAGUCUGAAUCUCCUACAGUCCCUGGCCUUAACCCUAAUGCUGAUGUAUGGACCAAUCACACCUUUAAUGUGGAUGACCCCAGCACUGCCUACCCUCAGGCCUACCAGUCAUGGCUGGACGUCCCCAGUGAACUAACCAAUCAUGAAGAUUAUAUUCCGGAGUAUCAGCUUGAGAACACUGGACAGUCUGAGACUGACUCUGGCAUGCUGGAGUACCAGGUGCUGGCUGUGGAAGCUCCAGUGAUGAAUGGACAGCCUGAGGACCCUCCACUCACAGAUGAGAUCAAACAGCAGCUGAGAACCAUACUGGAGUCCUGCCUGGUCCGGGAGAACCUGGCCAAUGACCUCUACCUGCUCUCUCAGAUGGACAGUGACCAGUACCUUCCCAUAACCACACUGGCCAGCCUCGAUCACAUCAAGAAGCUUAGCACAGACCUAGAUCUCAUCUCCGACAUUCUGAAAUCCCUGCCACUGGUCCAGGUGGCUCCGUGUGGUCAGAAGGUCCGGCCCAGACAGAGUCGAUGUGUCGUCAUCCUGCGUGAGAUCCCUGCCACCACGCCUCCUGAGGAGGUGCAGGCUCUCUUUGAUGGGGAGAACUUGCCCAAGGUCCUGAGCUGUGAGUUUGUGAGAAAUGAUAACUGGUUCAUCACCUUCCAGUCUGAAGCCGACGCACAACAGGCGUAUGAGUACCUGCGAGAAACAGUGCGGGUGUUCAAGGGGAAGCCGAUCAUGGCGAGGAUAAAGGCCAAAACCAUGGCUGUCACCUCCUACGCCCCCAAAAAUGGCUAUAAGCCCCACCAGCUGGACCCCUGUGGCAACCAGUUCAGCCAGUACUAUGCCCCGCCCACCUACCAGCAGCAUGGCCCCGCCCAGAUGCCAGCGCCACAGCUGUAUGAUGUCACCAAUCAGGCCUGGGCCACAGCCAUGACAGGAUACUCAGAAUCCAAUAUGUGUUUUUGUCAUCAGAUAACACCACUGCUGAAUGAUUUCAUAAACGGGUUCCCAGCAGCUCCCGGCUUCAAGCACCACAACACACACAGGUCAAGUCGAGGCUGGAGACGGCGGGGCUCGGGAGAGCGGGGACCGGUCCACUCGAAUGACCCCAUCCAGCCACCAGACGGUGGACCGGCGGGACACAGCUCUGCUCCGCCGAGGCAGGGCAGGCAGCGGCUGAGGGACAGCGCCCGUCGAGAGGGCAGAGGGGGCAGGACGGAGCCCAGCAGGCAGGACUUCUCCACAAACUCUGACAGGGGAAGGAGAGGCAACUUUGGCCACAGGAGGAGAGACGACAGGCGGUGGGGAGAGAAACCUGCUGCAAACAGCCACAAAGCACCAGUUCAGUCUCCUCCUUGCCGACCUUCUUCUCCGAGUAUUGAGCUUGGGCUGACUAGCUUCCCCCCGCUUCCCCGGGCAAGUGCUGCCAUAGCAACGGCACCUGCAGCAAACAGCAGCAACAAGGAUCCAGUCAAACACAGCAGUCCCUGCAGGCCAGAGCCGGUGAUGUCACAGGACCCUCAGCCAAUCACAGCGUGGCCUCAGAAAACAGACUGUGACAUCUCAGCCGAGGCCGUGGAGCAAAAUGUGAAGCAGAAUGGGGAGACGAACGGUGUGGCCAAAGCAGCUCAGCUCACACAGCAGAACGGACCAGUCACGGAGUCCAAGAAGCCGAGCUACGCUGAGAUCUGCCAGAGGACGCAGGCCAAUGAGACGCUGCCGCCGCCCGCUGAUCCCGCCCUCUCGGGGGAAGAGCCCGUCCCGACCUAUCCGGCGCAGGCGUCCGGUGAAGCGUCCGGCCCAGCCCUGUUGCCGCGGUGACCGUGCGGGAGGGAGUACAACCCCCACCACCACCGCUGUUCCUCUUCCACCCUCGUGCCACCGUGCGCCUCAGGUUGGGCUUCUCUGGAGCGGCGCUCGGUGCAGGGAGGGUGAAGGAGCUGGGAUUAACACCGCAGGAGGCUCUGGGGUGGUGCCACCCCGCUGGUGUUGUGGCGCACACAAGUCUGGAAGGAAUUUGGUACAGUCCAGGCUCUGAAAAGUUUGGAACUUGGGCAAAAAGGUUUUUAAAACUCUGGAAAUAUGUUGUGGCUAAUAGGCAAAUGGGCUGCACAUUUUCUAUGGGCUGAGACCUGCGUCGUGUCACAGCACUCUCAUGUUUGUUGCUAUGAAGAAUAAUCUUUAUCCACAGAGUGAUGUGCUACAGUCUGACUAUCAUACUAAAUCAUCCUGAAUGCCAAGCAUAAUCGAAUCAGUUUAUUUAGGCCUGGAUAACAUAUGUAAUUUUGAAAAUGCAAUAUACAGCUGACUUUUACUGAUGUGACUGCUGGUUGGUUGUGGACUGCAGGG
This is a messenger RNA of Myripristis murdjan (pinecone soldierfish), 5047 nucleotides long. RefSeq lists its product as uncharacterized. Gene Ontology annotation, biological process: positive regulation of translation. The record is from RefSeq and is a predicted model, not a curated record. The coding region runs from base 149 to 4519 and encodes 1456 amino acids. Gene Ontology annotation, cellular component: cytoplasmic stress granule; cytosol. Lineage: Eukaryota; Metazoa; Chordata; Actinopteri; Holocentriformes; Holocentridae. The transcript is spliced from 17 exons. Gene Ontology annotation, molecular function: mRNA 3'-UTR binding.